Molecule: messenger RNA, 614 nt
Organism: Paramecium tetraurelia
Lineage: Eukaryota; Ciliophora; Oligohymenophorea; Peniculida; Parameciidae
Exons: 2
Biological process (GO): translation
Cellular component (GO): cytosolic large ribosomal subunit; ribosome
Molecular function (GO): structural constituent of ribosome; RNA binding
Source: RefSeq, a predicted model, not a curated record
UUUAGAUAUUAUUUUUUAAUGGUUAAUCUCCGCCUCUAAAAAAGAUUGGCUUCCACAUAAUUAAAGGUUGGUAUCAACAGAGUUUGGUUAGACCCAAAUGAAGCAAGUGAAAUCAGUCUUGCAAAUUCAAGAAUGUCAAUUAGAAAAUUAAUUAAAGAUGGUUUGAUUAUGAGAAGAUUGAGAACAAUUCACUCAAGAGCCAGAGCAAGAAGAUUCCUUGAAGCAAAGAGAAGAGGCAGACACACCGGUACUGGUAAGAGAAGAGGUACAAGAGAGGCAAGAAUGCCAACCAAAGUUCUUUGGAUCAGAAGACAAAGGGUUUUAAGAAGAUUGCUCAGAAAAUAUAGAGCUGCAAAGAAAAUCGACAGAUAAUAAUAUCACGAAUUUUAUUUGGCUUCAAAAGGUAAUCAAUACAAAAACAAAAAAGUUCUUAUCGAGGCAAUUCAUGAAACUAAAUAAGAAAAAGUUAGAGUUGAUAAAAUCGAGAAGGAAUAAAAUGACAGAAGAGAAAAGAAUAAGGCUCAAAUAACCAAGAAAACCUAAAACAAAUUUGCUGCUGAAUGAUAUUUACAUAUUUAGUACAAUAAUCAAUAAUUGUUAUCAUAAUUAUAUAA